AUGGACGGACCCUCCUCCCCCCACAACGGCUCCGCGUCCCCUUCGGAGGGGUCGGGGGGAACCGCAGGGGGGUCUGGGGCCCCCUCCGGGCCCGGGGAGACGCUGAUCACGGAAGGCAAGGCCACCAUCGUGUUCCCGAGUGCCAACGAGGUGUUUUACAACCCCGUGCAGGGCUUCAACCGCGACCUCACCUGUGCCGUCCUGACGGAGUUCGCGCGGCUGUGGCUGCGCCCGAAGGGCAUCCAGGUCAUCCUCCCGGGGGAGGAAGAGGAGGUGGUGGGGGGGAGCCCCCCUAAACCCCCCGAGGCUGGGGAACUCCCCAGUCCCCCCCACGAGGGUGGAGACCCCUCGAGAGCCCUUGAAACCCCCCGGAUGGCACGGCCGGGAGAGGCCUGUGAGGGUGGGCUGCGGGUGCUGGAGGCCCUGGCAGCCUCGGGGCUCCGCUCCAUCCGCUUUGCCCAGGAGGUGCCCGGGCUCAGGGCCGUCGUGGCCUGUGACCGCUCGGCCGCCGCCGUCACAGCCAUGGCCCGGAACGUGGCCCUCAAUAGCGUUGGGGGGCUCGUCACCCCCCACCUGGGGGACGCCAGGAUGUUGAUGUACCAGAGCAAGGCCGACCGGGAGCCCUUUGAUGUGAUUGACCUGGACCCCUAUGGGAGCCCCUCCCCCUUCCUGGACGCGGCCGUUCAGGCCGUGAGCGAGGGGGGGCUGCUGUGUGUGACCUGCACCGACAUGGGGGUGAUGGCUGGGAACAGCCCUGAGACCUGUUACAGCAAAUAUGGGGCUGUGUCCCUCAAGGGCAAGUUCUGCCACGAGAUGGCCCUGCGGAUUGUCCUGCACAGCCUCGAUCUCCGGGCCAACUGUUACCAGCGCUUCGUGGUGCCGCUGCUCUCGCUCAGCGCUGACUUCUAUGUCAGGGUGUUCGUGAGGGUCUUCACUGGCCAGGCCAAGGUCAAGGCCUCAGCCAGCAAACAGGCGCUGGUGUUUCACUGCGUGGGCUGUGGCUCCCACCACCUGCAGCGCCUGGGAAGGGCCACGACCCAUGGCAAUAGUUUGAAGUUCGGGGCGGCCUCGGGGCCACCCGUCGGUCCCACCUGCGAGUUCUGCCACCACCGGCACCAGCUGGGGGGUCCCGUGUGGGCGGAGCCCCUGCACGACCCCGAGUUCGUGGGGGGGGUCCUGGAGGCCCUGGAGAGGAGCCCUGGGCGCUUCGCGACGGAGCCACGGCUCAAGGGGGUCCUGAGUGUCAUCUCUGAGGAGCUGGGGCAUGUCCCCCUUUAUUACACCCUGGACGGGCUGAGCAGCACCAUCCGCAGCAACACCCCCUCCCUGCUGCAACUCAGGUCCGCCCUCCUUCACGCCGGGUUCCAGGUGUCUCUGUCCCAUGCCUGUAAAAACGCCGUGAAAACCGACGCCCCUCCUGCAGUGCUCUGGGACAUCAUGCGCUGCUGGGCAAAGCUGCACCCGGUGAAACUGGAGCGGCUCCCGGACACGAGCCCAGCUGCCCGAAUCCUCUCCGUGGAGCCCACGCUCCAGGCUUCCUUCGCCCUCCGGGAUGAUGCCAAUCCCAGCUCCCGGAAACGCGGCUUGAAGAGGUUCCCUGAAAACCCUGAAGCCUUUUGGGGUCCCAAGGCCAGAGCCAAGGCAGGGGGGGGCAUUUCCCCCUCCCUGCAGGAGAAGCGGAAGCGGCUCCAGAACAAGCGGACGGAGCGUCCAGAUGGGGCUGAGCUCAAACAGUUCCCCUGCAAACGGUUCAAGGAGGGCACUUGUUCCCGGGGUGACCAGUGCUGUUACUCCCAUGAGGAGGGACCCCAAGCCGUCCCCCAGACACCCCUCAGCCCUGACCCCCAUUAAACAGUGUUUGAUAA
Messenger RNA from Empidonax traillii (willow flycatcher), 1865 nucleotides. RefSeq names its product tRNA methyltransferase 1 (gene TRMT1). The coding region runs from base 1 to 1851 and encodes 616 amino acids. Gene Ontology annotation, biological process: tRNA N2-guanine methylation. The transcript is spliced from 16 exons. Gene Ontology annotation, molecular function: RNA binding; metal ion binding. Lineage: Eukaryota; Metazoa; Chordata; Aves; Passeriformes; Tyrannidae. The record is from RefSeq and is a predicted model, not a curated record. Gene Ontology annotation, cellular component: nucleus.